AUGGCUGCUGCAGCGGGAGGGGGAAAGCCGCACCUGCACCUGCGCCGGGGCCGAGGGUCGGAGACCGGGAGGCUGCGUCCUGCCGGCGGCGGGCCGGGGAUGGGGGAUCCGGGCUCCCCGAACCUGGGGGAGCCUGCAGGGAGCCGGGGAAGGACUCGGGAGUCUCAGUUUCCGCAGGCUGCGGCCUCGGCUCCGCCCCCGGGGCGGGGACAGAGGGUCCCCCCACCCUACUGGGACUCUGGGCUCCCGGCGCCUCCUCCGGGCAGUCUAGAGGCGACGGACCCGGGAAGGUGGCGCCACCGUCUCCCCUCCCCGCAGCCCCGAUACACACACAUCAGCGUACUAGGGUUCCCGCCCCUCCCGCGAGGUGACGGAGGGGUCCCCACCCCAGCCGGGAGCGCCCGGAGCCGCUGUCCCCGCUCCAGCACAGAGGGCGCCGCGCUCGCGUCCCUGCGGAGCCACCGCAGAGUGCGCUACCCAAGAGGGCCCAGCGCCCAAGAGGGCGACACAGACGGCGGAGCUUCAGACACAAGCACGCCUGACGCAGCGCCACAGUCAGCCACAAGCGCCGGACCGGCAUCCCUCUCCGCAAGGAAGCCUUGUAGCGGGACGUCUGGAAGACAGAGCGCGCAGCUCUGUGCUCUUCCUCUCCUCUCUGUGGCUCAUUCAUCUGCCGCCGCGGUACGCCGUUGCCAUGGAGACGUGAUGCAGGCGGGCGGGAGGGAGGCCCCGGGUGACGUCUGCGCUCCUCACAGCUUGUCUCCCGCGGCUUCCCAGUUCUUGCCUAUUUUGGAAGAGAGCCGCAGCCCUUCUGCUGAUGCGCGCGCUCUGGCGCCUUUUAAAGGCAACCGGCGGAGUGGCGGCUCCUCCAGAGCCCGGGAGCUGCCCCCGCCCCCAGCCGCGAGCCCCAACCCGGGCUGGGGCCCGGGAAACCCCUGGGCCACAUGCCCCUCCACUUUAGCGCCCUCCACUCCUAUGGAGAAAAUUCCCCGUGGAGAAAGGAGGUCCUGCCCUAACCCCUCGACCCUUGUCUCCCCCUCCCCCUAA
This is a messenger RNA of Loxodonta africana (African savanna elephant), 1047 nucleotides long. RefSeq names its product skin secretory protein xP2-like. NCBI's taxonomy places the organism in Eukaryota, Metazoa, Chordata, Mammalia, Proboscidea, Elephantidae. Bases 1 to 1047 code for a protein of 348 amino acids. The record is from RefSeq and is a predicted model, not a curated record. The transcript is spliced from 3 exons.